AUGGCGACGUACUCGUUCCCGAUCCUCGGUAACUCGGAGAUCCUAUCGUGCCUGAGAGAACUGGACGUCCCGCUCACGGAGUCCGAUCUCUUGAGGCCGGCGCACGAGACGCUGCGGCCGUGUUACGAGACGCUGGUGGAGAUCUUCUUCGGGAGGACGUUGGAGGAGAUUUGCGCGCCGGACGAAAAGGCGAUGGAGACGCUGGAUUAUCCCGAGUUGUACACGGAAGCGAUUCCGAAUCUGGCGUUCAUUCGGGCGAUGCAGGACUUGGCGCGAGGGUGCGGGAUAGAUGACUUUGGAUUGAAGGAUAUCUUUAAGCCCGAGUACGGGCGGACGCGGAGGAACCUGAGCGCGUUCAUCAAUUUUGCAAAGUUUCGGGAGGAGCGGUUGAUCGAAUACGAGGAGGCGCUGGCGAAGGAGGCGGAGGAGGAGCGAAGGUAUCGAGAGGAGCUGGAACUUCACGAGAAACUGAAGGCGGAGAUCGCGGAGGCGGAGAGAGAGCUGGCUGAGUAUGACGAAGAGGCGCUCGCUCGAGAGAUCGAGGAGCUGGAGCGAGAGGUCGAGGCGGCGACUCUGGAAGCGAAUCGAGUGGAGGCGGAAGCAGUUGCGGCUCAAAAUGAACUCCAGUCCCUCGAGUCGGAGGGGGAACAGUUGAGACAGCACAUGGAGAAUCUCGAGUUGGAGAAGGCGAGCGCGGCGAGUGAGGAGGCGCACCUGAUCGAACAGGAGCGUCAAGAGGCAGAGAAGCUCGCGGAACAGGUCAAACACCUGAAGAUGAUGGAAGAAGAUUUAAGGGAGGCCAUCGAGAUUAUGAAGUCGAUCGAGCAAAAGAGAGCGCAAACCGAGGAAGAGAAGUUGAAGCUCAGGCAUGUCGAGGAGGAAAUCGCCUCCAAGGAGGAAGAGAUGUGGAAGAUGGACGCCAAAAUCGAGCAGUUACAGCGUCAGAAGGAAGCCAUGGACGAGAAGAUGACUCGUAUGCGGGAACAGGGCAAGCUUAAGAUCGAAGCCGCAGAGACGGCGCUGCGACAGGCGAAAGAGGAGCUCGCUGCCGCUGAGGCGCGAGCGACAAAUCAUAAAGCCCAGGAGGAAAUGAACAAAAAGGAAGUGGCCGAGAUCGAGGCGUCGAUGAAGAAAAUGGUGGACGAGCACAACCGCGAUAUGAAUGAGCUGAUGCGAGCAUACGAAGAAUUGCGCGACACGGUCGUCGAGUAUCACAGUGAGCUAUUUGAAGCCAUGGAGGCCAUGAGCGCGAGGGGCAUGCAGCGCGAACGGGAAAUUGCCAACGCCGCUUCUCCCGGCGGAUCUAGCAUCCUCAGCACCCCACCCUCCGCGAUGUCAUUAGACAACUACUGA
Messenger RNA from Ostreococcus tauri, 1353 nucleotides. Its product is annotated as Kinetochore protein Nuf2. Gene Ontology annotation, molecular function: protein-containing complex binding. The transcript has a single exon. Gene Ontology annotation, biological process: attachment of mitotic spindle microtubules to kinetochore; meiotic chromosome segregation; kinetochore organization. The record is from RefSeq and is a predicted model, not a curated record. Gene Ontology annotation, cellular component: kinetochore; Ndc80 complex. Bases 1 to 1353 code for a protein of 450 amino acids. Lineage: Eukaryota; Viridiplantae; Chlorophyta; Mamiellophyceae; Mamiellales; Bathycoccaceae.